Messenger RNA from Ruditapes philippinarum (Manila clam), 983 nucleotides. Its product is annotated as serine/threonine-protein kinase PAK 3-like. Lineage: Eukaryota; Metazoa; Mollusca; Bivalvia; Venerida; Veneridae. The transcript is spliced from 7 exons. The coding region runs from base 153 to 842 and encodes 229 amino acids. Gene Ontology annotation, biological process: protein phosphorylation; intracellular signal transduction; regulation of MAPK cascade. The record is from RefSeq and is a predicted model, not a curated record. Gene Ontology annotation, cellular component: cytoplasm. Gene Ontology annotation, molecular function: protein serine/threonine kinase activity; ATP binding.
CUUAUGAUCUUUUUCUAAAAAUAACAUUUAAAUACAUGAACAUAAAAUUUAGCCAAAUAUUAUAUUAACAAAAAUAUAGAUUUUUUUUUCGAUUAGGCUGUGUGGUGCGGGUUUUAAGGUGGUACUGGAGGGGGUGGUUCAUUUCGGUGUCCAUGAUAUUUCCGGUGGUACUGGAGGGGGAUAGGAACAUGGACAGAGGCGGUAAAAAAGAAUUACCGGCCCUAUACGUCAAUGAUGAAGAUGAUUCGAUGUUCGGAAUUCUCAGUGUUUACCGUCGAUCAACAUUACAUACUAGCCACGAGACAGAGUUGGAUAACAAGACAGUUUUAAAGGAGAAAUCUUCUCAAAUACAAGCAAAGGAUGUGUCGACACCGGCUUCUAAGAAAUUAAAGUCACGUGAUCAGCCAAGAGCUGUCGACAUGUUAUAUCACAAAAUGUUAAGAAAUUUGUCAAAUGGUGAUGACCCCAAACAAAGAUAUUCUCCAAUAAAGCUUAUUGACUCCGGAACUUUCGGUCACGUGGUCUUAGCCAAAGCGAAGCUAAACGGGUCUAUGGUUGCCAUAAAAAUCAUGGAAGUUAAAAAACAACCAUUUGCAGUGUUGGCUAACGAGGUCAACAUAAUGAAGAGGAUUUACCAUGAAAAUGUUGUCACCGCACUAGAUGCAAUUUAUGUGGAAGCUGUAAAGAAAUUCUGGCUUAUCACGGAGUACGUGAAUGGGUGUUCACUGAGGAAGAUAUUAAGAAAUGUAUCGUUAGAAGAAGGACUGUCACAGAUAUGUUACAUAUGUAGUCAAUGUGUGAAAGGUUUGGACUAUCUCCAUAAAGAAAAACAUAGUUCAUAGAGAUAUCAAAAGCAACAAUGUGGUGGUGGAUGUACAUGGGAGAAUAAAGAUAACAGAUUUUGGAACCAGCUACAUAUAUGAUAAGAAUGACAAGAAGAACGAAAUAGUUGGCUCACCGUGCUAUAUGGCACCGGAAGUUGU